GUGGGACUGAAUCGUCAUCGGGAGUGCGGAAGGAGCGGGGCGGGCGCUAUAUAAACCCCGUGCAGAGUGCCGCACUCACAGCCCCGCCACAGCUGGCCUCAGGACGGACGCUCCCGCACCCACCAUGUCGCAGGCUGGCGCUCAGGAAGCCCCCGUCAAGAAGAAGCGGCCCCCCGUGAAGGAGGAGGACCUGAAGGGGGCUCGAGGGAGCCUGGGCAGGAACCAGGAGAUCAAGUCCAAGACCUACCAGGUCAUGCGGGAGUGCGAACAGGCUGGCUGUCCCGCCCCCUCCGUGUUCAGCCGAGCCCGCACGGGCACUGAGACCGUCUUUGAGAAGCCCAGGGCCGAGCCCGCCAAGAGUGUCUUUGGCUGAGAAGCGCCCACAGGUCCGCCCGCCGCACGCAGAGACCGGAGCCCAGGGCCUUUCCCAGACUGCCAACGCCAGACAGCCUCGCAGCCGCUGCCUCUGGGACCAGCACCCCCCGCCCCCCGCCCCCGUCUCACACAGCACCAUGGGCAACAACGAGGGUCCCGCAGGGGAGGGUUGCGGGGGGUCACUGAGGCAGGGGCAGGGAGGGUGGGGCGCGGGCUUUCAGGUCACCCCAGAGGACAAGGCAGCUGCCCGCACAGUCCCAGCCUCGUGCUAGCACAGCUGUGGGGGCAGAGGCCUCGUCCUGAGGGACCUCUGGGGCUUCAGGCUUUCUUCCCUCUUCUAAGCCUCAGUUUCCCCUUCUGUACCUCAAAGGAAUUGAGCUGGAGCCUGUGGCCUGACACAGACCCAGCGACAGGUCCAGAUGUAACUGGUCAGGGCCCAGCUCCAGCCUUCCCUGGCCUGAGGGGGGUGGGGGAGGAUAGCUGGAGCCCCUCCAGGGAACCCGGCCUCCACAAGUACGUGCAGCAGGCAGAAGGCCGAGCCCCACCAAGGCCAUCCAUCACAGGAAACUCGGGGGUAGGACAGGAUACAGGAAAACAAAACCCUGCUCAGUUCCUGGAACCCUCUGCCCCCUGUGCUGAGGGACUCGCUAUGCUCACAGCCGACCACCCCGUGACCCGCCUCCUGGGGUGCUAGGCUGGCACGGGCAAGUCAGAGAAGAGGGGCCCCACACCUGACCCCAGCCCCGCAGAAGUGAAGCACAGAAUAAAAUCUGUGCUGGUAUCGGCACAAAUAGGUCCACCCUGCUCCCACCAUGCCCACCGGCCCCACCCCACAGUGGGAGCAGGGACAGAGCAAACCCCUGUCCCCCCGCCCCCAUCCCCCCCCCACACACAGCGCGCUCCUCCCUGGGGGCACCGGCCUGCUCUCCCCCUGUCCUGGAGCUUGGCAAUAAACAGGACUUCUUGCUCACC
Messenger RNA from Sorex araneus (European shrew), 1347 nucleotides. It is a transcript of the gene MUSTN1, whose product is annotated as musculoskeletal, embryonic nuclear protein 1. Gene Ontology annotation, biological process: tissue regeneration; chondrocyte differentiation; chondrocyte proliferation. Gene Ontology annotation, cellular component: nucleus. The record is from RefSeq and is a predicted model, not a curated record. Bases 125 to 373 code for a protein of 82 amino acids. NCBI's taxonomy places the organism in Eukaryota, Metazoa, Chordata, Mammalia, Eulipotyphla, Soricidae. The transcript has 3 exons.